AUGGCAAGAAAGAAGUUGAAAGAUUUCACGAGUUUGGAGCUUAUGCUCAGUGUUCUUCUGCUUAUGGUGUUUAUCAUCACUAUUCCUCUGUUUGUGCUUUCAGCUAAAGAUUCUUUGGAAUCACAAGAGCUGUCUGAUGGUCAUUUUAUGUUUGUUUUUGGGAUUAUCCCAGAUCCUGGAGCAACAGUUACCCCAGAUCCUGGGACAACAAGUACCACCCCUGAUCCUGCUACGUGCCCAGUAGUAAGUGAAGUGGAACGGAUAAAUUGCAUCCCUGACCAGCCACCAACAAAGGCCACAUGUGAUCAGCGUGGGUGCUGCUGGAGACCUCAGGGGACCAUAAGUGUGCCCUGGUGCUACUAUUCUAAAAGUCAUGGUUAUCAAAUGGAGGGUGACCUUGUCAAAACAAAUGCAGGAUUCACAGCCCAGUUGAAAAGGUUGCCUUCUCCAUCCUUAUUUGGAAAUGAUGUCAACAAUGUCCUACUCACAGCAGAAUACCAGACGUCCAAUCGUUUCCACUUUAAGCUAACUGACCAGAGCAAGGACAGGUACAAAGUACCUCAUGAACAUGUGCAACCCUUCAAAGGAGAUGCUGCUUCUCCCUUGACCUAUGAAGUUAUGGUCUCCGAACAGCCAUUUAGCAUCAAAGUGAUCAGAAGAAGUAAUAAUCGUGUUCUGUUGGACUCAGGCAUCGGACCCCUCCUGUUUGCCGAUCAGUUCCUGCAGCUCUCCACCCGACUGCCCAGUGCUAACGUGUACGGUCUGGGAGAACAGGUGCAUCAACAGUACCGGCAUGAUUUGAAUUGGAAGACCUGGUCCAUGUUUGCCAGGGACACAGCCCCCAAUGGGGAUGGAACUAACUUGUAUGGUACACAGACAUUCUUCCUGUGUCUUGAAGAUGCUAGUGGAUUGUCCUUUGGAGUGUUUCUGAUGAACAGCAAUGCCAUGGAGGUUGCCUUCCAGCCCACCCCAGCUGUCACUUACCGCACCAUCGGGGGCAUUCUCGACUUCUAUGUGUUUUUGGGAAACACUCCAGAGCAAGUUGUUCAAGAGUAUCUAGAGCUCAUUGGACGGCCAGCCCUUCCCUCAUACUGGGCACUUGGAUUUCAUCUCAGUCGUUAUGAUUAUGGAACACUAGAUAGCAUGAAGGAAGUUGUGGAGAGAAACCGUGCAGCAGGGCUCCCUUAUGAUGUUCAGCAUGCUGAUAUUGAUUAUAUGGAUAAGAGGAAGGACUUCACUUAUGAUCCAGUCAAUUUUAAAGGUUUCCCUGAGUUUGUUAAGGAGUUACACAAUAACAGUCAGAAAUUGGUCAUCAUUGUGGAUCCAGCCAUCUCCAACAACUCUUCACCCAGCAAUCCCUAUGGCCCGUAUGACAGGGGUUCGGGCAUGAAGAUAUGGGUGAAUGCUUCAGAUGGGGUGACUCCACUCAUUGGGGAGGUCUGGCCUGGAAAAACUGUAUUUCCUGAUUAUACCAAUCCCGAUUGUGCUGUUUGGUGGGCAAAGGAAUUUGAGCUUUUCCACAACCAAGUAGAAUUUGAUGGAAUCUGGAUUGAUAUGAAUGAAGUCUCCAACUUCGUUGAUGGUUCCAUUUCAGGAUGUUCCAUGAGCAAUCUGAAUUAUCCCCCAUUCACUCCUAGAAUCCUGGAUGGGUACCUGUUCUCCAAGAGUCUCUGCAUGGACGCAGUCCAGCACUGGGGCAGGCAGUAUGACGUCCACAAUCUGUACGGCUACUCCAUGGCAAUGGCCACAGCAGAAGCCAUCAAGACUGUGUCCCCUAAUAAGAGAAGCUUCAUUAUAACCCGUUCUACAUUUGCGGGAUCUGGCAAGUUUGCAGCCCACUGGUUAGGAGACAACGCAGCCACCUGGAAUGAUCUUCGGUGGUCUAUCCCUGGUGUGCUGGAAUUCAACCUUUUUGGUAUCCCAAUGGUGGGUGCUGACAUAUGUGGCUUUGCACUGGAUGCCCCCGAGGAGCUCUGUAGGCGGUGGAUGCAGCUGGGGGCAUUUUAUCCAUUCUCCAGGAAUCACAAUGGCCAAGGCUACAAGGCCCAGGAUCCUGCCUCCUUUGGAGCUGACUCUCUGCUGUUGAACUCCUCCAGGCACUACCUUACCAUCCGCUACACCCUAUUACCCUACCUCUACACCCUCUUCUACCGCGCCCACAGCCGGGGGGACACAGUGGCCAGGCCCCUUCUGCAUGAGUUCUAUGGGGACAGCAGUACGUGGGAUGUGCACCAACAGUUUUUAUGGGGCCCCGGCCUCCUCAUCACUCCGGUUCUGGAUGAGGGUGCAGAGAAAGUGAUGGCGUAUAUGCCCGAUGCCGUCUGGUACGAUUACGAGACUGGGGCCCAAGUGAGAUGGCGGAAGCAAAGGGUGGAGAUGGAACUUCCUGGAGACAAAAUCGGACUUCACCUUCGCGGAGGCCACAUCUUCCCCACACAACAGCCGGCCACCACCACAGCGGCCAGCCGCCGGAACCCUCUUGGUCUUAUCAUUGCCCUAGAUGAUAACAAAGAAGCAAAAGGCGAACUUUUCUGGGAUGAUGGGGAAACUAAAGAUACUGUGGCCAAUCAAGUUUAUCUCUUUUGUGAGUUUUCUGCCACCCAAAACUACUUGGAUGUGAAGAUUUUGCAGUCAACUUACAAAGACCCCAAUAAUUUAGUAUUUAAAGAGAUUAAACUUCUUGGGACCCAGGAACCUACCAAUGUUACUGUGAAACACAACGGUGUCCCAAGUCAAAUUUCUCCUAAAGUCACUUAUGAUUCUAACCUACAGGUUGCUCUUAUUACGGGAAUUGAUCUUAUCCUGGGAGAAGCAUACACGGUGGAGUGGGACCUGAAGAUAAGGGAUGCAGAAAAAAUAGACUGUUUCCCUGACGAGAGCGGUGCUUCUGCAGAAAACUGUACGGCCCGUGGCUGUGCCUGGGAGGUGCCCACUUCCCCUGGAGUCCCAUUUUGUUAUUUCGUCAAUGAUCUGUACUCUGUCGACAAUGUUCAGUACGACUCACAGGGAGCCACUGCGACCAUCUCCUUAAAGUCUUCUGUCUAUGCCUCUGCUCUGCCCUCCGUACCCGUGACCUCCCUCCGUCUGCGUGUGACCCACCAUAAGAAUGACAUGCUGCAGUUUAAGAUUUAUGAUCCCAACAAUAAUCGGUAUGAAGUCCCAAUCCCUCUCAACAUACCCACGGUUCCAUCCAGCACCUCUGAGAGCCAGCUCUACGAUGUCCUCAUUAAGAAGAAUCCAUUUGGGAUUGAAAUUCGCCGGAAGAGUACAGGCACUGUGAUUUGGGACUCUCAGCUCCUUGGCUUUACCUUCAAUGACAUGUUCAUCCGCAUCUCCACUCGCCUUCCCUCCCAGUACAUCUAUGGCUUUGGGGAAACUGAGCACACAGCCUUUCGGAGAGACUUGAACUGGCACACAUGGGGGAUGUUUUCCAGAGACCAGCCCCCGGGGUAUAAGAAGAAUUCCUACGGAGUCCACCCCUACUACAUGGCACUGGAGGAGGAUGGCAGUGCCCAUGGGGUGCUCCUGCUAAACAGCAAUGCCAUGGAUGUGACAUUCCAGCCCCUGCCUGCCUUGACAUAUCGCACCAUAGGAGGAAUUCUGGACUUUUAUGUGUUCUUGGGGCCAACUCCGGAGCUUGUCACUCAGCAGUAUACUGAGCUGAUUGGUCGGCCAGUGAUGGUUCCUUACUGGUCCUUGGGGUUUCAGCUGUGUCGCUAUGGAUACCAGAACGACUCCGAGAUUGCCAGCUUGUACGAUGAGAUGGUGGCUGCCCAGAUCCCUUAUGAUGUGCAGUACUCGGAUAUCGACUACAUGGAGCGGCAGCUGGACUUCACCCUCAGCCCCAAGUUCAUGGGAUUUCCAGCUCUGAUUAAUCGCAUGAAGGCUGAUGGGAUGCGGGUCAUCCUCAUUCUGGACCCGGCUAUUUCUGGUAACGAGACACAGCCCUAUCCUGCAUUCACUAGGGGUGUGGAGGAUGAUGUCUUCAUCAAGACUCCAAAUGGCGGAGACAUUGUCUGGGGAAAGGUGUGGCCUGAUUUCCCUGAUGUCAUUAUAGACGAGUCUCUAGACUGGGAGACUCAAGUGAAGCUAUACCGAGCUUAUGUGGCCUUUCCCGACUUUUUCCGUAACUCAACUACCACGUGGUGGAAGAGGGAGUUGCAAGAACUCUACACCAAUCCACAGAAUCCAGAGAGGAGCUUGAAAUUUGACGGCAUGUGGAUUGAUAUGAAUGAGCCAGCGAGCUUUGUGAAUGGAGCAGUUCCUCCAGGCUGCAAGGAUGCCACUCUGAACCACCCUCCCUAUAUGCCAUAUUUGGAGUCCAGGGACAGGGGCCUGAGCAGCAAGACCCUCUGCAUGGAGAGUGAGCAGGUCCUGCCAGAUGGCUCGCGGGUACGGCACUAUGACGUUCACAGCCUGUACGGAUGGGCCCAGACCAGACCCACCUAUGAAGCUGUGCAGGAGGUGACGGGACAGAGAGGCAUUGUCAUCACCCGCUCCACGUUCCCCUCUUCUGGCCGCUGGGGAGGUCACUGGCUGGGCGACAACACAGCUGCCUGGGACCAGCUGAAGAAGUCUAUCAUUGGCAUGAUGGAGUUCAGCCUCUUUGGCAUAUCUUAUACAGGAGCAGAUAUUUGUGGGUUCUUUCAAGAUGCUGAAUAUGAGAUGUGUGUUCGCUGGAUGCAACUGGGGGCCUUUUACCCCUUUUCGAGGAACCACAACACCAUUGGGACCAGGAGACAAGACCCUGUAUCCUGGGAUGCUGCGUUUGUGGAUAUCUCCAGAAGUGUGCUGCUGACCAGAUACACCCUGUUGCCGUAUCUCUACACCCUGAUGCACAUGGCCCACACGGAGGGCAGCACUGUCGUGCGGCCUCUUUUCCACGAGUUUGUGUCAGACCGGGUGACCUGGGAUGUAGACAGCCAGUUUCUGCUGGGCCCAGCCUUCCUGGUCAGCCCUGUCCUGGAGCCUAAUGCCAGCAAUGUCACUGCGUAUUUCCCUAGAGCCCGCUGGUAUGAUUACUACACGGGUGUGGACAUUGGAGCAAGGGGAGAGUGGAGGUCCUUGGCAGCCCCUCUUAACCACAUUAAUCUUCAUGUCCGUGGGGGCUACAUCCUGCCCUGGCAAGAGCCCGCACAGAACACCCACUUAAGCCGUCAGAAAUUCAUAGGCUUCAAGGUUGCCUUGGAUGAUGAGGGAACUGCUAAUGGCUGGCUCUUCUGGGAUGAUGGGGAAAGUAUUGAUACUUAUGGAAAAGGACUCUAUUACCUGGCCAACUUUUCUGCCAACCAGAAUAUGAUGCAGAAUCAUAUAAUUUUCAACAAAUACAUCACUGAUUCAAACCCAUUGAAACUGGGCUACGUUGAGAUCUGGGGAGUGGGCAGUGUUCCCAUUUCCAGUGUCAGCCUCUCUGUGAGCAGCAUGGUGAUAACGCCAAACUACACUAACGACCCUGUGACACAGGUGUUAAGCAUUGACGUGACCAGCAGAGACAUCAGCCUCCAUAAUUUCAUUUCACUGACGUGGAGAAGCACUCUGUGAAUUUUUAGAGCAAGAUCUUAAUUACAAACAGCUUUGGAACUACUUCUAUCUUAUGCUUAUAAAAUUAUUGUGU
Messenger RNA from Odobenus rosmarus divergens (Pacific walrus), 5614 nucleotides. RefSeq names its product maltase-glucoamylase (alpha-glucosidase) (gene MGAM). The record is from RefSeq and is a predicted model, not a curated record. NCBI's taxonomy places the organism in Eukaryota, Metazoa, Chordata, Mammalia, Carnivora, Odobenidae. The transcript has 47 exons. Gene Ontology annotation, molecular function: alpha-1,4-glucosidase activity; carbohydrate binding. Gene Ontology annotation, biological process: carbohydrate metabolic process. Bases 1 to 5541 code for a protein of 1846 amino acids.